Molecule: messenger RNA, 1380 nt
Organism: Pseudocercospora fijiensis CIRAD86
Lineage: Eukaryota; Fungi; Ascomycota; Dothideomycetes; Mycosphaerellales; Mycosphaerellaceae
Exons: 1
Coding region: 1-1380 (459 amino acids)
Cellular component (GO): cytoplasm
Molecular function (GO): oxidoreductase activity
Source: RefSeq, a predicted model, not a curated record
AUGCCUUCUCGCGAGAUCGAUUCAAAUUCUCCAUUUGCAGUAUUGCAAAACUUACAACCUGAACUGCCAUACCCGAAUGCUUCGUUAUCUUAUUGGCACCGUACAACACGCGGUUAUCCUUACCUCAGAGCAAAUGAAACUGGUCCCCCACCGACUACCAUCCCCUAUGCCAUCAUCGGAUCGGGUCUCUCAGGCGCGUUGACAGCGUUCGAGCUCAUCCAGUCGGGCAUCAAACCCGAUGAAAUCCUGAUCUUGGAAGCGAGAGAAGCUGUCUCUGGCUCGAGCGGCCGCAAUGCAGGCCAUGUUCGUCCUGACGCUUGCAGUGGAUUCGGCGAUUAUGCUGCUAUCCACGGACCAGGAGAGGCUCUCAAUAUCGUCAACAAUGAGAAGAUCGUUCUGGAUUCGGUUCGACAGUUCGUGCAAAAGCACAACAUUGACUGCGAUUUCCAGCCCAAGCAAACUUUCGAUGUUUGCCUUACUCAAGACAUCGCACAGGACGAGCUGAACAACGUCGAACAGUACGCCAACGCCGGAGGCAGCUUGGAACACAUCAAACUGCAUGAAGGUGACGCCGCGAGAACGCGGACCGGUGUGCGCGACGCACUUACGGCAUGGGAAUGGCCUGCGGCCUCGGUCCACCCUGUGAAACUCGCGCAGUGGUUGCUCACCAAUUCCAUCGAGAAAGGCUGCAGACUGUUCACCCACUGCCCUGUCAGCCAAGUCAGUCAGGGAGAAAACGAUAAAUGGGACCUCCACACGGAUCGAGGAGUUGUGGCUGCAGACAAAGUCAUCCAUUGCACAAACGCAUACGCGGGCGCUCUACUUCCUCAGCUAACAGUAAUGCUCCUCACUCCGAUCAAAGUGCAGAUGCAUUCACUGACACCGACCAAAGCUCUUUCAGGCAGUAAUGUGCUGAAGACUUCGAUGGCCCUCAGAUACGAAAAGCACCGUUAUUAUGCUUUGACGCAAAUGGCGACAGAUAGCAUGAUCAUUUUUGGUGUCGCAAAACCUAGCGGGUUCACGUUUGAUGAAACGUCUUUUACUGAUGAGCUAGUGAUGGAAGGUCUGGAAACGUUUGAUUCGUUGUUCCCGAAAGCAAAUCCCCAGAAGAAGAGGCACGGAGAAGGCUUAGACCAUGCCUGGUCGGGUCUGAUUGCCAUGACCCCUGACAAGGUGCCCUAUAUUGGCGAGAUUGAUGGUCUUGAGGGCCAGUUCAUUUGUGCCGGCUUCAAUGGACACGGUAUGGCUCGCAUCUUCAGCUGUGUGCCUGGUCUAGUGAAGCUGGUGAUGGGUGAGUCGUGGCAGGACACGAAGCUUCCUGCAUCCUUCCAAUACAGUCAUGAACGGUUGGAUAAGGCUCUUGCAGGCGUUGGACCUUAG